GCCCGUCGCCACCGCCCGCCCUGCUCUGCCCGCACGCAAAAUGGCAGCCAGGGGCUGAGGCGGGCCCGGGCUGCGAGUGACACAGCACUCGGCUAAUGGCGGGCGGGGGGGGGCGCGGCGGUAGCGGAACGUCCGGGUCGUGCUUCCUUCUGCUGCUUCUUCUUCCUGCGAGGGCGCGUUUGAACGUGCCGGGGGCGGGUGAGUUUUCGCCUCCCCGGGAAGGCUCCUGGGCAGCGCCUUCCUCGCUCCCUCGCAAAGGGGAGAGAAGCCUCAGGUGCGCCGUACCCGCGGUCUCUGGCCCGAGGGAGCCGCUGCCCCUCAGCCGCCCACGCUUCAAGGUCGCUGGGACGCGAGGAAGAAGGAGGAGGGGAUUGUGAGGGCUCCACAUCGUCAUGCUGGGGUGGUAGAUGCCAGUUUGCAAUGGGUCUUAAAACCAUCUGGAAGGACUACAAAGUUCUGAUUGUUAUGGGAACUGGCCUUGGGCUGGUACACUGGGGCUGGUUUUACAUCAAGUCCAGUCCUAUUUUCCAAAUGAAGACAGAGGACUAUGUUCCAGAACCUGGGAUUGUGACAUACAUGAUGCAAAGCGAUCAAAAAAAUAAAGAAAAAUAACAUUAGUACUGUGUAUUGUAGGUGUAACUAACACUGAAGCUUUUCAUCUGUGACUGUUGCCAGAAAAGAUGAAGAAAACUACCUGGAACAGAAAGAACCUGCUGCUUGUAGUAGGACUGUCAGUUAUAGGUGUCCAUUUAGGAAGCAUGCUUGUAAACUUUGUUGCAAAAAAAUCUGCACAGUCACAUUCAGAAGUUAAAAGAGAUCGUCAUGAGUGAAAAUAGCUUCCUGCUGUCAUUGUGCAUCAAUGUUGCAACAUGAUUUAAGCCUCAUUUUAAGAAAGACAUGAUGAGCAGUCACAGGAACGUUAUUGUACUGUAUGUACUGUUUCACACUGAAAAUGAUAAUCCUUAUUAAAAUGUACUACUUUUAGAUUUUAAAAGUGCUAUGAAUUAUAGAUCCAAGUGCAAAUGAAUUGUUUUGUUGGCCAGAAUUAAAAUCUUACUUUGAAAAUGUCUCGUCUCGAAGCUAAAAAGCCUCCGUUAUUUAUUAGCGAACCUUUAGCUAAAGACAGGGUGUGUCAGUCGCUGCUUCUGCUUAGCAGAAUACUUAAAUCUUCCUAUGGUCCUGCUGGUAGACUCAAACAGCUCCACAACGGUGUGGGAGGCUGUGUUUGUACAACUUCCCAAUCCUCAGCUCUCCUGAGGCACCUUUCCGUCAGCGAUCCCGUGCUCCGUGUUGUGACAGCCUCUGUGCAGAACCACGUCUCGCACUUCAGCGACUGUGGCUUAUUUACUGCCAUCCUUUGCUGUAGCUUGAUUGAAAGCUUUAGAAGCCUGAAUGUUGCGUCUUGCACUGUCAUUAAAAUAACCAGGCACCUCCUGAGUUUGUGCAUGGACUACCUGAAAUCCAAGGCUUGUGGUUGCCGAGUGUCCGUGGAUUUUAGCAGCGUUGAGACCCUGGUUUGUUUGGUACGUAGCGUUUUAACAAGCAAACCUGCUUGCAUGCUUAAUAAAACAGAAGUUGAGCAUCUCGCCACGCUGGUUUUAAAGGCUUUUUUAUUUACUGUUCCAUGUCACGUUGAGACUAAUGCUGUUUUAGGAAAGUGUGUGAUAGUACCUGUGAAAGGAAGAAGAGUUAUGGAUUCUACAGUUCUUCCCGGACUACUGAUAGAAACACCAGAAAUUCAGCUGGGAAAACCACUUGCUGUCAAAAGAACUGGUUCAAACAUGAUCAAGAUUGCACUUUUCUGUGUGUCCAUGUCAGGAGACAGCUUCAGCCCCGAGGAAGGAACUAUAGCAGUCUGUCAUGGAAUUUCUCUAGAAAUGUCAGAGCUGAAUCAGUUGCUGAAUGUAGGGAAGCAGCUGGUUAACGAUGGGGUCGGCCUUGUGGUGUGCCAGAAAGUGAUCCAUCCAUCCUUGAAACAGUACCUGAAGGAGAACCUUGUCAUGGCUGUGGACAGAGCUGGGCUGUCUCUGCUGGAGCCCCUGAGUCGGAUGACAGGUUCAAAGCCUAUAGCUUCCAUACACUCGUUGUCUCCUGGUUGUUAUGGCAGUUUGAAAGAUGUCAGCAUUGAGAGGGUUGCUUCCAAACAUUUUGUGCAUCUAAUUCCUGAGGACACAGUUAUCUGCAGCUUGAUACUCUGUAACAGAAGUGAAACAGCAUGGGAUGAGUUGAAGCGUGUCUGUGAAACUGCAGAACAUGUGUUACAGUUGACAAUGAAGGAACCUUUAGCAUUGUUAGGAGGGGGCUGUACAGAAACUCACCUGGCUUCAUACAUAAGAUACAAGAGUUCUAAUCUGUCCACCAGCACUUUUCAAGACCUGGGUUGUUCUCAGACACAAUAUCAGUUGGUUGCUGAUGGGUUUUGCCGUUCCCUGGAGUCUGUAGCUCGCUCUCUGAAUCGUGAUGGUGGAGAAAUUCUUACAGACGUGGUUUAUGGACACUGUUGGUUUGUUCCAUCAGGUUUUCCCUCUGUCUCAAACUGGUCAGAUGUAGCUUCAAAGUGUGGCUGUGGGAUUAAUGGUAACACAGAGGACCUCAGCUGGAGGAUUUUGGAAGGCCAGUCUUGCUCUCCUGUUAUACAGGGCUGCCCUAAAGAGCCCUCAGUAAAAGUUACUGACUUUCUGACAUUGGACUGUUUUGCUGCAAAAUGUAGUGGCCUGCAAGUAGCUCUGGAGACAACCAACCUGGUCCUGGAUCUCUCAUACGUAAUUGAAGAUCAAAAUUAGCUCUGAUUUUAUGAGAAUUGUGUUGCACAGCAAGAUACUAAAUUGAAAGCAGGGUGAUAUUUAACGUGUUAAGAUACUUCAUUUGGUUAGAAAUGCACAACAGAAAUUUUAAAUUGAACAGUUGGCCAGUAAUACUCUUCUUGUUGUUAUUCUGCUGUGCUCUCAAGCAUUUUCAGGUGUUUCACGUGUUCCCUCUGCAUGAAGGAAAGUUUUGGAUGUGUGUUAGCUCUGUGGCAUCUUCAAAGGAAUGGGAAACAUGGAUACCCUUGCUGAGUAAACAUGUUAUGGAUUAGAAUUUAUGUAGUCUCUGCAAAAGCUUUACACAUUCAAAAAGACUUUUGUAACGUAGCAGAACCUUAUCACUGGUAUUUUUAAUUUUGCAGGUAAAAAAAAGGCUUUCCCGAGCAGGCAUCUUGAGCCACUUGCUUUUAAAUUUUGUUCUGAAGUUCUUGUCACCGUAUACUAUGUGCAGUUUCUGUUUCUAAAUGGCUGGAAGAUUUUAAUUCAUGUUUGUAAUUUAUUUAGCAAAUUAUAAAAGCUCAUCCUAGAGCUUUUAAGGUAGGUAAUAGAAGAUUUGAAAAGAAAUGGCAGACUGGGUGGAAAAACACUUCUGUGAUUUGGACCUUGAUUGUCUUCUGUGGAACACAGGACAGUCUGUGGUGAAGUUUCUGUCAUUUAAGCAAAGCUGCAAGAAAGAAUAUCCCACUUUACCAUUCAGUUAACUCUUUGACUGUGCAUGGCUUCUUUUAAUGAAGUAAGGCUUUAAGCUGCUCAGGCUUGUUUUGAUCUUUAAAUAAGACUGUAGACUGAAGGAUCAGAACUUUUUCUCAUUCUCAGCUUGCAUGCAAGAUCAAAAAGGGUGUUACAGUUUCUUGCUUAAACUCAUUUUCUUUGCCACUCUUCUUCUCCCCCUUUGUUUUCAGUCACAAGGGACAAAUUGUUCAUGGUGUGCUUCUCCAGAAAACAUCCAAUUCAAUUGUAGUCUAGUCUGCUUAUUUGUUUCCUGGUCUCUUAAGUUUUUAAUAUAUUUACUGAGUCUAAGCAGUAGAAUUGUUUUGUAUAACUCAGUUUUGAAAUAUGUAAUUAAACCCAGAUCUUUCCAGACCUUUUGUGCAAAGUCCUUUUAAUUUUAAGAGCGUAAAUAAUCAUUUUCUCACUGGGAAAAAAAUUGGAAAGUUAUUUAAAGUUCUUUAUCUUUUUAUGACACAAAAUGAUUGUUUCAGUGCUAUAGGCAUCCUUUGGGAACUUGGGGAAGAAUGUUACAAGGGUUGAGAAUGGAGGCUGUUCAAAGCUGAUUAAUAAAAAGGCUGCUUUCAUAUCUUGAUCCUCCCAUAUACCAUGAACCAUAUGAAAACAUCAGGAAUAAUGAAGCCAAAUGAUGGUGUAUAUCUUCAGGCACAGAAGAAUCUUGGUAAUACUUCAUCUAAUUAUGAGUCUCUAACUCAGAGUGCUGAAUUAGAGUAUUUUACUUUCUAUAAUAGCAGCUUGUUAUGCAUGGAAAAAUGUUGAGUUUAGUGACUACUGCUGUGAAAUGAAAAUUAAAACAGUAUUUGAGUAGAAGUA
This is a messenger RNA of Neopelma chrysocephalum (saffron-crested tyrant-manakin), 4346 nucleotides long. RefSeq names its product McKusick-Kaufman syndrome (gene MKKS). Lineage: Eukaryota; Metazoa; Chordata; Aves; Passeriformes; Pipridae. The transcript is spliced from 6 exons. Gene Ontology annotation, biological process: cilium assembly; developmental process; protein folding. The record is from RefSeq and is a predicted model, not a curated record. Gene Ontology annotation, molecular function: ATP binding. Gene Ontology annotation, cellular component: cytoplasm; nucleus; kinociliary basal body. The coding region runs from base 1065 to 2783 and encodes 572 amino acids.